This is a messenger RNA of Tripterygium wilfordii, 1151 nucleotides long. RefSeq lists its product as uncharacterized. The transcript has 3 exons. The coding region runs from base 1 to 702 and encodes 233 amino acids. The record is from RefSeq and is a predicted model, not a curated record. Lineage: Eukaryota; Viridiplantae; Streptophyta; Magnoliopsida; Celastrales; Celastraceae.
AUGGGUUAUCUCCUUCUACAAUCCACCGGAAAAACUAACACAGAGACAAUUCAAACUAUCAAUAAGCAAUCCAAACUUUCUUCUCUCUUCUCUCUUCUCUUGCCCUUCCUCCUCAACGGAAACAGGAACAGAAACAGGAAGAAACGAAGAGCAUCCAUCCCCCUAUUUUUAUCAUCAUUUAUACGAGCUGAUAAUAUCAGGAUUGGUCCAAUUGGGUCACUGACGAAAGAAAAUGGUGGAGGUGAGCAGACCCAGUUGGGGAAAAGAGAAAAUGAGAAUGUGAGGAAGAAGUUUUCACUGAGAUUACGCCCAAGGUUGCGGUUAUUGACUAUGCGAAUGAAGAGGGUUCCAGUUAGGUCGAUGUUGAAUGACUUUGGUAAGUUUUUGCGGAAGAAUGUAAAGAAACUGAUUCUUUUGACUGCAAUAACUGUUGCAUUGGGGUUCUGCUGUUUGUUUCUGAAAUUAACCGCAAUGACAUCUUCAAAGGUUGUUCCAUAUUCGGACUUAAUCACAAGCCUUCAAAGGGGUAAUGUUACGAAGGCACUACUUGAAGAGGGAUCUCAUCUUAUAAAUUACAAUACAGACUCCCAGAGUCUUGAAAUUUCUCGGAGGGAAGAAGAGAAACCGCAGAAAGUAAAUGUUUCUGUUGAGAAUGUGGCUAAUACAUGUGGCAGAGAACAAGAUGCAAAAACUAGCAUGUAGCAAAACAUUAUAUGUGAGUUUGUGGAGAAGAUUUUCUAGAAAUGGUGCUUCUUCCCCUGAGUGGCAGUAUUCCACAAGGAAAAUAGACCAUGGUGAGAAAUUUCUUCUUAGUUUGAUGAGAGAAAAGGGGACAACAUAUAGCUCGGCACCCCAAUCAGUUUUGAAGUCCAUGAGGUGUACUUUAAUAACUGUAAUUUCACUCUGGAUUCCCUUAACUCCUUUGAUGUGGCUUCUUUAUCGUCAACUUGCUGCUGCUAAUAGCACAGCGAAAAAGCGUAAACCUGUUAAUCAGCUGGUAAGCUUUGACGAUGUGGAGGGUGUUGAUGCUGCUAAGGCAGAACUUAUGGAGUUACGUGUGUCUUGUGUCUAAUAUACAUCAGACAUAUAAGCUUUUGUUUCUAUAGUUUGAAACCACAAAUAAAACUGUAUCAAACUGUUAAUUCAUGAUU